Mollisia scopiformis is the source of this 1110-nucleotide messenger RNA. RefSeq lists its product as uncharacterized. The coding region runs from base 1 to 1110 and encodes 369 amino acids. Lineage: Eukaryota; Fungi; Ascomycota; Leotiomycetes; Helotiales; Mollisiaceae. The transcript is spliced from 2 exons. The record is from RefSeq and is a predicted model, not a curated record.
AUGGAUACUAAGAUGCCGCAACGAGUGUUCUUUUGCUGUCACUGGCAUGUCAGUCCUGACCACCUCCCCAAAUAUACCCACGUCGACUGCGAUCAGUUGGAGAGUCUGGCUUGCGAAAACAUGAGUGGGAAAGGCCACCUUACGGACGUCGAGCAACCAUGCCACAACUGCGCGUCUAAACAUCCGUCUCCAAACCCUGUACAACCUUCCUCGAUGGAUGAAUCUGAUUCAAAAUCAGACACGGGUCCUGCCUUCGAUACACUGGAACAAGACUGGUUUUCGAGCAAGUUGAUGAGCGCCACGGGCCAUGUAAUGCCUGUGAUCACGGGUGAAGAGAUAAUGGCAGCGUUGGCGCGGGAGAUCGAACGACAUGCGCAGAACAGGGCUCUACGAGAGCUUCAAAGUGCCCACGAGAAAGACCACAAGAGAUCGAAUAAGAAGAGGAAGGCCAACGAAGCAGGGUUGGAGGACAUGCACUUUGAAGGAUCACCAGUUGAAGAUACCAAUAUCCCAGGAGCUACAGUAGUCGAGCUAAUCGCAAAGGACGAGCGAGCUGUUCCAUCAAGGUUCAAUCCUGCUCACUACACCCUCGAAGAACAUACCAAGUCGAUGACGGAGCUUAAGUCAGAGUUUGCAAAGGAUAAAAUUGUUCAAGAAGCUCGCCGCCAGGAGUUGGAGAAGCAGACCAUGGCUGAGCUGGAGCUGGCAAAGCUGGAGCAUGCAAAGCUGAAGCAUCAACAGCAGAAGCUUCUGCUUGAGGCUGCUCGUCUCGAACUUGCUCUUUCUCAAGCUGAAGUUCGUCGUGCUAAAGAUGAACUUCUUCGUACCGAAGCUGCAGUUAAAGCCGAAUCUGUUUAUCCUGGAUCUAUUCGACGCGAAGCCUCGCGUGUUGGAGCCCUCCGUCAAAGAACAGAACAGGAGAAGGGAUCGACUGAAGAGCUGGCAGCGGAGAUUGCAAAGUGCCGCGAGGGAGGAAAUCACCGGAAGGGAAAGACUGCAGACUUAGCUGCUAAGAUGUCUAUGUUGAAUAUAGAGACUCAACGUAUCGUCGAUAGCUUACGCACCCAACGGUAUUAUUCAUUUACUGUUGAAGCGGUUGAUUGGUCCUGA